Messenger RNA from Exophiala oligosperma, 1326 nucleotides. RefSeq lists its product as uncharacterized. Gene Ontology annotation, biological process: pantothenate biosynthetic process. NCBI's taxonomy places the organism in Eukaryota, Fungi, Ascomycota, Eurotiomycetes, Chaetothyriales, Herpotrichiellaceae. The transcript has 2 exons. Bases 310 to 1326 code for a protein of 338 amino acids. Gene Ontology annotation, molecular function: 2-dehydropantoate 2-reductase activity. Gene Ontology annotation, cellular component: cytoplasm. The record is from RefSeq and is a predicted model, not a curated record.
GUGAAAAGGCCCGACAGGAAGUUAGUCAUAGCGCUCGCGUUGACUGGCAAGACCUGACCGAGAUGUUUCCCAGGAGGCUGGACAUUUGAAGGGGAAGGUUUACGGAACGAGUGAUACCUGGUCCCAAGACGUUUGACACCCAAAGUUGCAAGCACUCAGCCCAGCGGACACCGACACCACGAGGCCUGAGAGAGAGGGAGAGACGCGGAUUCACGAUAUCGAAUUGUUUCCCAGGCCUGGAAACCCACAGAAUCUUCCAAUCCAUCCUUUUCGCUCGGGUGAACGUCUGCCUUGUCGUGGAGGGUGAUAAUGCUCAACGUGUGCCUGAUUGGCGCCGGCGGCGUGGGAACCAUCGCAGCAUACGUCCUGGAAAAGUCUCAGAGGUGUCGUGUCACGGCGGUAUUACGAUCCAACUACACCGUGGUUCGAGAUCAUGGCUUCGAUAUAGAUUCGGUUGAUCAUGGUCAAAUCCGAGGAUGGAAACCACAUCGAGUAAUACCUUUUCUUUCUUCCGCACCGACAGACCAACCGUACGACUUUAUAGUCAUCACCACCAAAUCCAUCCCUGAUCUGGUGGCCGCACUCAUCCCCGACCUGAAACCACUCAUCACUCCAGGCAAAACCAGUCUCGUCCUCAUCCAGAAUGGUUUGGACAUUGAACAUUCAUUUGCCUCUGCCUUUCCCGAGAUCCCUGUACUUUCGGGGUUGAGCAUGAUAGGUUCCAGAACGACAUCCCCUCGCGCGGUUUUCCACGAGGAUCCCGACCAACUCAGGAUAGGCCCUUACUAUCACCACGUCGACGACCCUCUCCCACGCUCCACCCAACUCGAAGCCGCACGUACGUUUGUUGAGGUUUACAAUGCCGGUCUCUCGGAUGCGAGGACAAUCCAAAAGUCUGGUGCUGAAUGUGUUUUGGCCGAAGACAUCGUCGCCGCUCGUUGGCGCAAGUUGUUGUGGAACGGUUCUUACAACACAAUCUGUGCCGUACUCAGAAUGUCCGUGGGGGAAGUCCUCUCGAGUCCAGGCAGGAAAACACUUUUGGAGCCUGCCAUGCGUGAGAUGGCCGCCAUCGGUACAGCAGCGGGAUACGGAGAAACGGUAACGGAAGACGUCGUACAGUUUUUGUUGAAAGACACCCCAGACACCAGCCCAUUCAGACCGAGCAUGUUGGUUCACCUGGAAAAGGGUCAGCCCUUGGAAUUGGAGGUCAUUUUGGGCGCGCCGUUGAGGGUGGCAAGGGCCAAAGGCGUGAAGACGCCUGUGCUUGAUCAGAUUUACGAACUUUUGAAGGUCGUUCAGUGGCAUUUAUUGCGGCAACAGUCCUGA